AUGAGUUCAACAACUGUCGCUCAACAUACAACACAACCAUUAAAUUUUGGACCAGAAUGGCUUCGAGCUUUAUCAACACCUGAAUCUACAACAUCUAUUCCAUCAUCAAGUGGUAAUGGUAGUGGAAACAUAUUUAAAUUUUCAGCAACAAAAUAUCGUUAUUCAAAAGAUGAAAUCUUAGCAUUACGUUCUAAUGUAACUGAACGUUUAUCGGCAGAUGUACGAAAUGAAAUAAUGGAAAAUUUAAAAGACGUUGAAAGUAUUUUUCGUCCAAAUAUAAUUGAACCAUUAACAUUAACUACACCAACAGCCGAAGAAACGGCAAAAAUGAACUCUUUAUCAAGUUAUAUUUCUGGUCGAACACCAGGUGGUGGUGGUGGUCGAGGUGGAAGUAAUUCACAACAAUCACAACAACAACAGCAUGAUACACGAACUAAUCGUGGCGGAGGUUUAAUGCCAAAUGGACGUGGUAGUGGAUCGAGAGGCAGAGGUGGACGUGAUCAUGCGUUUGGAUCAACUCGUGGGAAUAAUAAUACGGAAGAUAAUGGAGAAACUGUAGGAGGUAGUGUCGGCGAUGAUACAUCAGGGCCAUCAUCAUCAUGGUCACGUGGUGGUUAUCAUUCACGUGGUGGUGGAGCGUUUAGCAAUCGAGUACGGUCUUAUGAUGAUCGUGAACAAUCUCAAUCAUUUCGUCGUGGUGGUGGUACACGCCAAACAACUGAAGCGUGGCGUCGAUCACGAGGUGAUGAUGAUGAAAAUCAUGAUCAAAAUGAAGAUUCAUCAACAUCUGCAAAUGCUUCUACUUCUUGGACAUCUCGUGGUGGACAAACAAGACGAGGAGGUGGUGGUAGUGGGCCAAUGGAACAUCGUACUAAGUCCAAUGAUAAAUGGAGUCAUACAGAUGAUCGGCCUGGUCCGUCAAAUAGCUAUGAGUCAAAUCAAACACGUGGAUGGCGAUCGAAUACAACAAUGUCUGAUCGUGAUCUUAAUUUACGUCGUCCACAAGCAAAACGAGAACGAAUGCCUGAAUGGAUGAAUGAUAAUAAUGAUAAUGAUAAUCAAUUGAAUAGUGCAACAUAUGAAACAGAUGAGCCAUUUACUGGUACAUCGUCAAAACAACAAAAUACUGAUAAUAAUGAACAACAACAAAAAGUUCAAACUACAACUGAUGAUACAUCAUCAAAUGUAAAUGCUCAAUCAUCAAAAUCGCAAGAUGAGAAUAAACGUGAAAAAUCACCAUCACCACAAAUAGAUGCAAGUUUUGUUAAUGUUCCAACAAAAUCGGAAAUUCUUGAACCUAAACCAAUACCUUCUGGCCAACAUACUCUUUCAACAUGGGAUGAUGAAUAUGAGCCGAGUGAUGUAGCAACAACUGUAGUUGAAUCAACCCUUGCUGAAGAUCAUGAUUAUUCUCCACCAACAUCUACUCAUACAACUCCUCAUCCUAUUUCAAUAGAACCAACUCCACCUGCUGUUGUACCAAUUAUUCCACAACAACGUGUACAACCACCUGUAAUUAUUGAUGAUAAACAAUGGUUUUAUAAAGAUCCACAAAAUACAGUACAAGGUCCAUUUUCAUCAGCUGAUAUGGACCGUUGGUUUACAGCUGGAUAUUUUACUAUACUUUUACCCGUUAAACGUUUGGGUGAAACACAAUUUUCAACUAUACAACAAUUAACAAAAGAAUUAGGUCGCUUACCAUUUCGUACUGAUUCAUCAACACUUUCACCACCUGUGCAACAACAGCCAAUUGUAUCUGAAGCACAAAAAUUUAAUUCUAUGAUGUAUGCAACAUCAUCAACAGCAAACAAUGCUUAUAUUGAUGAGUAUUUAAUGCAAAAACAACAACAGUCAAGACAAAAUCUUCAACAGUCAUUAUUUAAUAGACAAACAUCAAUGCCUUUACCAACAGUUGAUCGAAAACCAGUUACAUCUCCAACAAUAAUAAAUUCUCAAUUACAAGCAUAUUUUGCUUCUCAACAACAACAACAACAACAACAACAGCAGCAGCAACUAUCCCAAUCAUCUUCAUCUCUUUUUUCAUCAAAUUUAGUUAAUGAUCCUGCAAUAGUCUAUCAACAACAACCACAAUUACAACGAAGUAUAUCGGCAACAAAUCAACAACAACAACCAGUAUUCGAUGAACUACAUCAUCAUUCAUUUCGUCAAAUAUCAUCACAACCAAAUACCUCAUCAUCAUCAACAACAUCAUUUUUUGGUACAAAUGUACCGAUUUCACAAUCUCAAAAACCAGAUGAUAUAAUGACGCGUCUUGCGCAAGCAAUGCAAAAUCAUGGACAACAACAACAAGAAAAAGUUGAAGAACAACGUCGUAUUGAACAACAACGACGUGAACUUGAAUUAGAACGUUUAAAAUUAGCACAACAAGCAGAACAAUUACGUUUACAACGUGAAGAAGAAGAACGUCGUCAAUUAGAACAAAAACAAAAAUUUGAAGAAGAAUUACGUAAAAAAAAUGAAACAACUAUUAAUAAACAAAUUAUAUUUGAUCAAAUGAAAGAAAUGACUAAAACAAUGGACCAGAAAAAACAGCAACAGCAACAACAACAGCCAAUUAAAUCACAAUCAAAAGUUGAAAUUGAUCCAUUUUUAGCUUUUCAACAAUCACUUCAAUUUCAAAAAGAACAACAAGCUAAAAUUGAAGCACAAAAAGCAGAAAAUGUUCGACGCUAUCAACAAGUUCGAGAACAAGCUCAACCACAAGUUCGAGAACAAGUUCAACCACAACAACCAACAUUUAAAUUACCAGAAACAGCAAAUUGGGCUCGACAUCCAUCACAUAAUAAUGAUCAAAUUCAAACAUUAAAUUUUGCUGAAAUUCAAAAACAAGAACAAGAAGAAGAGAGACGUACCCGAGAAGCAGCUAUUGCUGCUCAGCAUAUUGCUAAAAAUGAAAGUUUAAAUACUCCAAAUUCACCAUCAUCAUCAAAUAAACCUGGUUCAUGGGCUCGAACAUUAUUUACUGGUAAUAAUAAUAAUAAUAAUAAUAAUAAUAUUUCAUCAGAUCAUGAAACCAACGAGAAUACAUUGCCUGAUUCACCAAUAACAUCAUACAAUCAACAAGCAACAAAUGCGGUACUUUCUCUUUUAAAUAUUCAUCCAAAAUCUCGAUCAACUGCAAAUCAACAAUCAGUACCAUGGAAUGCAGCCAACAAUGCACCGAAUACAUCACUUCAAGAUAUUCAACGACAACAACAACAACAGUCUCAAAAUGAAGCAAAACAACAAACUCAACAACAACAACAACAACAACAACAACAAACACUUUCAAGUUCUUCUGGUCAAUCAACACCAGCAUGGGGUGGUAUUUUUCAACAUUCUACACCAUCUUCAUCAUCAAUCUUUUGGGGAGAUAAUCAACAUAGUUCGUUAUCAACAAAACCUGCUGCAACUAGUAAUACUAAACCAUCAACACCAUGGACUGAAUUAAAAUCAGCUGCAGUACCAUCAUCAACAACAACAAAAAUAAAUCCAGUAAAUGUUGAAUUAUCAAAAAGUGAACGUGAAGCAAAGUAUUUAUUUACAACAACACGUACACAAGAUGCACUAUCAAAAUGGACACAAACACAAUUUAAAGAUAAUUUACAAGCUAUUGAUGUUCCAACACUUGUUCAAUUAUUGAAAGAUAUCGAUAGUUCGGAAGAAAUUGUCGAAUAUGUUCAACCAUAUAUAGGUUCGGUUAUAAAAGCUAAAGAAUUUGCUAAUGACUUUAUUGCAAAACGUAAACAAUUAGCAAAUGCUGAACCGGAAUUAGAUAAUGAACGUUUACAUGAAUUAGCUAUGGCACCAACAUCAUCGAAUACAAAUUCUGGUAAUGGUGGUGAUGAAGGUUUUCAAUUAGCAUCAAGUAAUGGACAAAAGAAAAAAGCUAAAAAAAUGAAAGGACAAAAGAUCGACGUCAAACAACUUGGUUUUAUGGUUAAUAAUCGACCAGAACAACGAGAUGACAUUGAUAAAGUACCCAUGUAA
This is a messenger RNA of Rotaria sp. Silwood2, 3990 nucleotides long. NCBI's taxonomy places the organism in Eukaryota, Metazoa, Rotifera, Eurotatoria, Philodinida, Philodinidae. The record is from the annotation of a GenBank genome assembly.